Lynx canadensis (Canada lynx) is the source of this 999-nucleotide messenger RNA. RefSeq names its product casein beta (gene CSN2). Gene Ontology annotation, cellular component: extracellular region. The transcript has 7 exons. The record is from RefSeq and is a predicted model, not a curated record. NCBI's taxonomy places the organism in Eukaryota, Metazoa, Chordata, Mammalia, Carnivora, Felidae. Bases 1 to 999 code for a protein of 332 amino acids.
AUGAAGGUCCUCAUCCUCGCCUGCCUGGUGGCUCUUGCUCUUGCAAGAGAGAAGGAAGAACUCACUGUAUCCACUGAGACUGUGGAAAGUCUUUCAAGCAGUGAGGAAUCUAUUACACACAUCAACAAGCAGAAACUUGAGAAUCUUAAACGUGAGGAGCAGCAGCAGAGACAGGAGGAACGCCAGAAUAAAAUCCACCCCGUUUUCCAGCCACAGCCUCUAGUCUAUCCUUAUGCUGAGCCCAUUCCUUACCCUGUUCUUCCACAGAACAUCCUUCCCCUUGCUCAGCCUGCUAUGGUGCUGCCUUUCCUUCAGCCUGAAAUAAUGGAAAUCCCCAAAGUUAAGGAGACCAUCUUUCCCAGACGCAAAGUGAUGCCCAUUCUGAAAUCUCCAGCAGUGCCCUCUUUGGACAGCCAAAUCGUGAAUCUCCCUGAUCUUGAAAGUCUGCACUUGCCUCUGCCUCUGCCUCUGCCUCUGUCUCUACUCCAGCCCCUGAUGCACCAGAUCCCCCAGCCUCUUCCUCAGACUACCAUGCUUCCUCCUCAGCCACUGCUGUCCAUCCCACAGCCCAAAGUCAUGCCUUUUCCCCAGCAAAUUGUGCCCUACCUCCAGAGAGACAUGCCCGUGCAAACCCUACUGCUGUACCAGGAUGCCACCCGUGAGGCCCAACCUGUGACUGCCCCAGCUUACAAUCCCGUUAUUGAUUUAGAGGACUCAGUUUCCACUGUAAUAAAAACAGAUUUAUUACAGGGAAAAACAGAAGACAGCAACACAGGGAAAGGAUGUGCAGUGAAAAAGUGCCAAGAUCUGGGGAGCAACUUAUUUGUCCUUCCACUGCUUGAUACAGGAUAUGCUUUAUCUCCAGAUCUUAAACCACUAAUGGAGGCUGUGCAAAGCAUCUCAGUACCAGGAAGCUCAAAACCACUUGUCGUGAGGGUCUUUUACAAAAAACUUGUCCUGCAGGCACAUUUUGGCUACAUGACUAGUCAUACCUGUUGA